GUUUGCGUGCUGAAACACAGAAAGAAAACGAAAACUGCAAAGAUUCAAAAAGCUCUUAAUCAGAAGCAAACAAAAACCACCUCUGACAAUUGAUAAAGAAGAGAGAAAAAAAAAAAAAACUCCUAUCUUCGUUUUUUUGUGUUAGUCUUCACGAGAGUCACUUCUCAAUUCAUUCAUACUAUUUCCUUCUGAGAGCUAUGGUGUGAAAUGAUGGCAGCAGGAGAAGCAAGAGCAGUGUGGCAAAGAACAGUUAACCGUUACUUAGUCCAAGAAGACGCUAAAAGAGCUCCCAAGUUCACCUCUUCCCACUCUUCUUCUUCUUCAUCAUCAACUAAACAUGUUCAAGAAGAUUCUGUCUCUUCUCCUCCUGUUGUUCAUCCACAGAACCAAUCACCUUUCAUGCCUCUGAAUAUCCCUCAGCUGUUGGAUCAUCAUCCCCAUCACCUUCACGUGAAGACGCCAUUGGAAGCUGAGGUUAAUAUCUCUGAGAAGAAACCUGAGCUGGGAGCAAAGGAGACAAAGGAGAGUUAUGAUUCUUUUGGCAAAGAUGAAUCCUCUGAGAUACCUUUCGAUCCCACCUCUCCAUGGAAUCCUCUCUCAAGCGAGAAAGCUGGACCCUGGUGGAGAACUACAGAUAAAGAUGAGUUAGCUUCCUUGGUUGCACAAAGGUCUCUGGACUUUGUUGAGAAUUGCGACUUACCAACACCGCAGAAGAUGAAACGCUCUUCUUAUUAUGGUAGUAGUCCACACGAGCAAGGGCCGAGCAGCUGCAAGAACAGAAGAGAGGAGGCUUCCUCUGAGUGUGACUUGAGCAAGUCUGAGCUGCUAGAAGCGCUGAGGCGUUCUCAGACGAGAGCUAGGGAAGCUGAAAACAUGGCUAAAGAAGCGUGCGCGGAGAAAGAGGACUUGGUGAAGCUCUUGUUCAAGCAAGCGUCAGAGCUUUUCGGGUACAAGCAGUUGAUGCAACUGCUUCAGCUUGAAGCACUUUACCUCCAAAUCAAGAACAAGAAGAUUGACAACAGGAAGGAGCCACCAGUGGAUUCCAUCCCUUGGAGUAGCUCCAAAGGAAGAAAACAGGGGAGGAAGAGAAGAAACAAGAUGAGUAAACCGAAUGGUCUGUUUGGUUUAGCAUGGGGGAUGAGUCUAGUUGGUGCUGGUUUGCUUCUGGGAUGGACUGUUGGAUGGAUGCAGAUUCUAUCUUUCUAAGAAGAAGAAGAAGAGAAACCUACAAUUUUCAAUCUUUUUUUUUUCUUUCUGAGUGAGCAUCUUUGAUGAUCUUGAAAUGAGUUUUAAGAUUGCUUGGAAUGCUGCAGCUUUUGGACUUGGUAAAAAAUAAUAUAAAUGUAAAUUGUUGCAAGAAUUUUGUUAAUAUUGUAUGUUUCUAGUUUGAGAUUUUCGUUUAUAAAAAAAAAGUCAUAUGAAA
Messenger RNA from Brassica oleracea var. oleracea, 1423 nucleotides. RefSeq lists its product as uncharacterized. The record is from RefSeq and is a predicted model, not a curated record. The coding region runs from base 208 to 1206 and encodes 332 amino acids. Lineage: Eukaryota; Viridiplantae; Streptophyta; Magnoliopsida; Brassicales; Brassicaceae. The transcript is spliced from 2 exons.